AUGGGUUCUGGUACAGCCACUGUAACUCCCCCUCCCGUCAGCUGGGCCCAACAGACAUCGUGCAUCUUUUUAACUUUCAACAUUGAGUGUGAGAAACCAGAUAUUAAAAUUGAAAAUAAACUGGUGUCAUUUAAAGGCACAGGUGCUCCAGAACAAAAGAUGUACGAAGUCGAAAUACCCCUUUACGCCGAAAUAAACCCCGAAAAAAGUACUCAAGUAAACAAAGGAAGAUUAAUUGAACUCGUUCUAGCUAAGGAAAACACUAAUGAGUCUUUCUGGCCAGCCCUAACAAGUGACAAGAAAAAGCAUCAUUGGCUUAGAGUUGACUUUCAUAGAUGGCAAGAUGAAGAAGAAAGUGGUGAUGAAACAAUGGAUGAUAUGUUUUCUAACAAAAUGGGUGACUUUGUCGAUGAUGUUGUGACAGAUGAUACUACUUCCGUUGAAGAUGAUGACUUGCCUGAUAUAGAAUAG
This is a messenger RNA of Leptosia nina, 471 nucleotides long. The record is from the annotation of a GenBank genome assembly. NCBI's taxonomy places the organism in Eukaryota, Metazoa, Arthropoda, Insecta, Lepidoptera, Pieridae.